GUACUAAAUGUUUUUCAUGUGUUGUACUUGAACUACAUGUCAAAGGAACAUGUUGUACAUGAGCUACAUAUUGUACUUGUACAUGUAGUACAUCAUCACAUUUUAGUCCAGCAGCUCCUCAGCUGUGACCCCCCCUCAGCUGACCUCAGGGUCAAAGCCCCUCCCCCAUCCGACAGGCUCCUCCCCCCUCCGUCCGUCCGUCUUCGUGAGGUCAGUUUGAUUCUGAUCUUCAGGAAAUCAGCAUCAACGAACCUCCUGAGUCCUCCAGGAUUUCUUCUUCAUUCAUUGAGAUAAAAACGGAGGUUUUUCUUCUGUUUGAGCUGCUGAUAUUUUAGUUUCUGAUGAUUUGAAUUUAAAUUGGACAAACAUGAAGAUAAAGGUGGAGAUGAUGAUGAUGCUGCUGCUGAUGGGACUCUGCUGCUCAGGUGUGGGCGGAGCCUCAGAGCUGGCCUUCCUCACGGAGCCCAGUGACGUCAUUGCGGCGAGAGACCGCCCGCUGCUGCUGGACUGUCAGGUGGAGGGGGAGGGGCCUAUCUCCAUUACUUGGAGACGCAACGGCGUCCCCGUGGCGACUGGCCUCAAAGCCUCGGUGCUCGCCAACGGAACCCUGCUCAUCAGAAACUUCUCCAAGAGACGAGAGAGCAGCGAGACGGACGCUGGCGAAUACGAGUGCGCCGCCCAGAACCGCUACGGCAUGUUGAUCAGCCGCAGGGCCCGGGUCAAGCUUGCCUCCCUCCCAAAAUUCGUGUCUCACCCAGAGUCAGUGGCAGUGGAUGAGGGGGGCGUGGCCAGACUCACCUGUCGGGUCAAUGGAAUCCCAGAGGCCAACAUCACCUGGCAGAAAGACCGACGCCCACUGAGCACUGAGGACCCCAGGUACACGCUGCUGCCGAACGGCGUGCUGCAGAUCACCGGCGUGCAAAGAGCAGACGGCGGUUCGUUUCGCUGCGUGGCCUCAAACGUCGCCAACACCCGGUACAGCAACGAGGCCCAGCUGUCUGUCACCGUUGCCGGAUUCAAGAUCUACCGAGAACCCGUCAUCCUCUCCGGUCCUCAGAACCUCACCAUCAAUGUCCACCAGACAGCCAUCUUGGAAUGCAUCGCCACGGGGAACCCUCGGCCCAUCGUGUCCUGGAGUCGUCUCGACGGACGCUCCAUCGGGGUGGAGGGGGUCCAGGUGUUGGGGACCGGGAACCUGAUGAUCUCUGACGCCACGCUGAAGCACUCCGGAGUCUAUGUGUGUUCAGCCAACCGACCGGGAAGCAGAGCCAGGAGGACGGCCCUGGGACGCCUUGUGGUACAAGCUCCUCCAGACUUUGUGCAGUGGCCUCAGUCCGUGUCCAGACCAGCAGGUGGCAGCGCGGUCUUCAGCUGCACCGCGUCCGGCGCUCCAGAACCGCACCUCAUCUGGCUGAAGAACGGGAAACUACUGAAACCCAUCGACAACGUGAAGCUUACCAACGGGAACACGACUCUGGCCAUCACCCGGAUCACUGCCCAGGACGAGGCCAUCUACCAAUGCAUUGCAGAGAACAGCGCCGGCACCAACCAGGCCAGCGCCCGCCUCGCCAUCAUCGAGGGCCCCGAGCUGCCCGAGGCCCCCACCGGCCUGCAAGCCUCGGCCCUCAGCUCCAGCAGCAUACAGCUGAUCUGGCACCAGCCGGAGGAGCACGUCAGCCAGCAGAUCAUUGGCUACGUCCUCCACAUCAGACGCCUGGGAGAGCCAGACAGUGGCGAGCUGCAGGAGGCCGUCAGUAAGACCACCUUCAUCCACAAGUUCAUCAACUUGGAGGCAGCCACCACCUACGCUGUCUACCUGAAGGCCUACUCUGCUCUGGGAGGAAGCCAGCAGUCCAACGUCAUCAGUGUCACCACACUGGGGGGCGUUCCCAGUUCUCCCAAUUUCUCCACGAAGGUCCUGAACCAGACAGCCGUGCAGGUGUACUGGGAGUUGCCCAGUACGCCGGGGAAGCUGGAGGGCUUCAGGCUGGAGUACUGUGGGGUUUCCAACCCAGAAGUCCAGGGGCGUGAGACCUUCCCAGGAAACAUCAACACCCACACCAUCUCCCACCUGGAGCCGGGGGCAAUGUAUGAGAUCCGGCUGGCGGCGUUUAACGGAAACGGAGACGGCCCUGUUAACCGCCACCUGGUUUCUCUGGCCGAGGGAGGAAACACCGUAGCAGCCGGGCCGGGCUGCGACUGCGAUCAGUCCCGCGGAUCCACGUCCACGCUGCUGCUCGGCGUUCACAGCGGCCUCGCCUGCAUACUCUGUUGCCUGCUGCUCGUUCUACUGGGACACCGACGCAGCUUCUUCUGCAGAAAGUCAGCGAGCUGGGAGACUCCGCCCCCUCUGAAUGGUGUCACCAGAGCCAAAGGUCAUGCGACUGAGCACAUCGAGAUGAGCCAGAGAUGUGACUCCGCCCCUCCUCCAGUGAUGGUCAUGGUUGAACCGACUCCACCCGUCCAGCCCGGCACCGGAUAAAACACCACACACACUCUUCUUCCACUUCCUCCUUUUCCUGCUCCUCGUCUUCCUCCUUUUCCUCUUACUACUCUGCCUCUACUUUGUGCUUUUCCUCUUCCUCCCCCUCCUCUUUCUCCUCUUCCUGCUCCUCUUCAUCCAGCCCCUGUUCUCUUCCUCUCAUUCUCACAGCCUUACAGCCACUUCAGCCUUUAAGAAUGACUGAGAUUCGAGUUUAUCUUCGAGAUAAUUGAGAUGAGAGAUGAUGAGUCUCUCUGAGGAACAUCUGGAGCACAUCGGACACCAUGAGGGAUCAAGAUACUUCAUAAAUAUACAAUAUAUUUAUACAUAUAUAUAUACAAUACGAUAUGAGGUACUUCACAGAUGUCCACGUCCUUUGAUAACAGUUCACGAUUUUUUGGUGAAUCGUUCUGAGUGGAUCUUCAGAACAAACGUUCCUCCA
Pungitius pungitius (ninespine stickleback) is the source of this 2924-nucleotide messenger RNA. Its product is annotated as immunoglobulin superfamily DCC subclass member 3-like. NCBI's taxonomy places the organism in Eukaryota, Metazoa, Chordata, Actinopteri, Perciformes, Gasterosteidae. The transcript is spliced from 14 exons. Gene Ontology annotation, biological process: cell-cell adhesion. The record is from RefSeq and is a predicted model, not a curated record. Gene Ontology annotation, molecular function: protein binding. The coding region runs from base 368 to 2482 and encodes 704 amino acids.